Molecule: messenger RNA, 261 nt
Organism: Lasiodiplodia theobromae
Lineage: Eukaryota; Fungi; Ascomycota; Dothideomycetes; Botryosphaeriales; Botryosphaeriaceae
Exons: 2
Coding region: 1-261 (86 amino acids)
Source: RefSeq, a predicted model, not a curated record
AUGGCUGCGCCGCAGAACGGAGACUCUUCGCAGGGCCACGCCGGCGAUGCCGACCUAGCUCAGGCCUUCAAAGACCUCGCCCGUGGCGAGCAAACCGCUUCCGCCCUCGAGAACCACCUGGAUGCUCUAGAGGCCAGGAUCGAGGACCUGCUGGCAGCCGCAGAUUCGCAGCAGAGCGCUUCCUCUCAAAACACCGCACGCCAGCAGCCGCAGUCAAGCAAUAAGAAGCCUGCCACCGGCGAUGCGCAAAGGGAUUCCUGA